This is a messenger RNA of Protopterus annectens (West African lungfish), 1248 nucleotides long. RefSeq names its product vomeronasal type-2 receptor 26-like. Gene Ontology annotation, biological process: G protein-coupled receptor signaling pathway. NCBI's taxonomy places the organism in Eukaryota, Metazoa, Chordata, Ceratodontiformes, Protopteridae. Gene Ontology annotation, molecular function: G protein-coupled receptor activity. The transcript is spliced from 3 exons. Gene Ontology annotation, cellular component: membrane. The record is from RefSeq and is a predicted model, not a curated record. The coding region runs from base 1 to 1248 and encodes 415 amino acids.
AUGAACAAAGAGAAAGAAUUCUUUUUUGAUGCCAAUGGCAAUCCUCCAGCUGUGUAUGAUAUCUUAAACUGGCAGGCAACUGAUGAGAGCUACUUCCAGCAAGUGAAGGUGGGCCAAUAUGAUUUUGCUGCCUUGCCAGGUCAGGAAUUUGUGAUUAACAAGACAAAUAUCAUAUGGAAAACCCAUGAUGGACAGAUUCCUGUAUCAAUCUGCAGUAAGAGUUGUCAACCAGGAUACAAACAAAUAAUGCAGAAAGGAAAGCCUAGCUGUUGCUUUGACUGUGUUCCCUGUGCAGAUGGGUGGUUUACAAACAAAAGUGAUUCAGCUUCGUGCCUGACAUGUGCAGAUGAUGAAUGGACUGACGAAAAGCAUGAUCGAUGCAUAAAGAAGCAUAUUGAGUUCCUCUCAUAUGAAGAGCCCUUGGGUGCUGCAUUAUCUGCUGCAACCAUUAUAAGUGCGCUGCUCCCUACUGGUAUCUUAGUUACUUUUAUCAGAUACAGAGAUACAACGAUUGUUAAAGUCAACAACCGUGAAAUCAGCUACAUCCUCCUUUUAGCUCUCAUUAUGUGCGCUCUUUGUUCAUUCAUCUUCAUUGGACGCCCAACGCAAAUGACAUGCAUGCUUGGACAGCAAACCUUUGCUAUAGUCUUUGCUUUGUGUAUCUCCUGUGUGUUGGCCAAAACAACAGUUGUGGUUAUUGCCUUUAAAGCUAUAAAACCAAACAGCAGGCUAAAGAAGUUUGUUGGUGUUGGUUCAGUUCUACCCAGCACCAUAGUCUUAAUAUGCACUUUCAUUCAAGUCAUAAUUUCUGUCACAUGGCUUGGUAUUGCUCCUCCUUUUGUAGAAAGUAAUAUGAAAUUACAGAAAGAAAAAAUUAUACUUCAGUGUACUGAUGGCUCAGGUGUUGUAUUCUGGUGCAUUCUGGGAUACAUGGGGAUUCUUGCCAGUAUAAGCUUUGUAUUAGCCUUUUUGUCUAGAAACCUUCCAGACAGUUUUAGUGAGACUAAGUACAUCACCUUCAGUAUGAUUGCGUUUGGCAGUGUGUGGCUGUCAUUCAUCCCUGCCUACCUUAGCACACAGGGAAAGUACAUGGCUACAGUUGAGAUAUUUGCCAUACUAUCAUCUAGUAAUGGUCUUCUUGUCUGUAUAUUCAUUCCCAAAUGCUAUAUUAUCUUGCUGCGGCCAGAAAUGAAUGUUAAGGAAUAUCUCAUGGGGAAAAGGCAUGCAAAAACAAUUAAAGUAAUUUGA